AUGACUUCCUUUAAACCAAGAUACAGUAAUAGAUAUGGUAGAAAGAACUACUUUGUAACCAAACCAUCCUACGUACAUAAACACAGACACCAUAAACACAGAGAACCAACCAGGAAAUAUGUAUAUGUGGAAGAACCAGAAAGUGAAGAAGAAGAAGACUUCAGUUCCGAUGAAGAAGAUGAAGAAGAAGUAUAUGAAUUCAAUCUUCACAAUGCUGCUGAUUCCGAUGAAGACGAAGAAGAAGACGAAUAUGACACUGAUGAAGUUGUUGAUAUGAAUGAUGAAUUAGAAAAUGAAGCUGUUGAAGAUUUAGAUGCUCAUGGUGAAGUAUAUGACUUAAAUGAUCAAUUAGUCAGAUAUUACGAUGAUGAAAGUUCUGACGAAGAUAUUUUCGACGAUUAUUCUGAAGAAGAAGAAGAAGAAUCAGAUGUUGAACCUCAAGAUAUCUUAGAUAUUGUCGAUUUGAAUGACCAAUUACAAGCCCAAGCUUUAGAGCAAAUGGUUGCUGAAGACUUCUCAUACACUUCUUCUUCAGACUCCGAAGAAGAAUAUUCCGAUAUUGAAUACUCAGCUGAUCCAAAGGAAUUAAAACAACAAUUAUUACUCGAAAAUGUCAGACAAGCAUUCGAAGAACAAUUAGUCAGUGAUGAUGAAAUCUCUGAAGAUGAAGAUUCUGAAUUAGGUUCAGAACCAGAAUAUUUUGAAGUUGCUAGUGAUUAUUCUGAAGGUGAAAGUGAUGAUGAUGAAUAUGACGCUGGAAAUCCAGAUAAUUACGAUUUCGAUGAUGACAGCUCUGACUCUUCUGAUGACGAAGGUAUUACUAUCUAUAAACACAGAUUCGACUUACCACAAGAUGAAGAAGAUGAAGAUUCAACGGAUGACGAAUUGGUUGCAUUCACUGAAGAUGAAGAUGAUGAAGAAGCAACUUAUGAAUUAUACGAUGAAGAUGGAUUAUUAAAAGCUGAAGAUAGUGAUGACGACUAUGAUAUCAUCAAUUUAGAAGAAGAAUUAGCUAAUAGUAAAGACUGUGAAUUGGUUGAAUUAGAUGACCAUACUUAUAAAUUGACUGUGAGAUUACCUUCAUUAGUUAAAGAAGAAUUGAAAAUUGAUUUCUUAAAAAACGAAAAUGAAUUACUUCUACUUCUUGAGGAGGAAGAUGACGACGAAGACGAAAUUGAAGCUGAAGUUGUCUUGGAAGAAGUUGACAGUGACAAAGAAGAAGAAGCUCCUUCUGGCGAACAGGUUGACAAAGAAGAUGAAGAAGAAGAAGAAGAUGAUGAUGACUAUGAAUUCGAAAGUGAUGCUGAUGAAACACGUGAAUUCGAAUGGUCAGGAUUUGAAGGUCAAGAUGAUGACUUAAACAUCAAGCAAUAUGACGAUCUCAGCCAGGAAGAUGACGAAGAUGAAGAAGAUGAUGAAGAUUAUGAAGAUGAAGAAGAUGACGAAGACGAUGAAGAAAUACAAGAAGAUGUAGAAUCUUUAAUCAAAGAAUAUAAGAAUCAAGAAAUUAGUUUUGAAAAACAUGUCCAAUUCGACAAAUUGAUCAAAUUUAAUCAAAUCAAAGCAAGAUUCAUCAAUGACGAUGAAUUAGAAUUAAUCAUCCCUAAUGAAAACAAAACUGCAGACCAAGCCAAUACUUAUUCCAUUGCCAUUGCUCCUUUUGAAGAAGAAAGUACUACUGAUGAAAUUGAAGAAAAUGAACCAGCUUCCACUGAACAACAUGAAGAAUUCCAAGAUGCUUCAAUGGAACACUAG
Molecule: messenger RNA, 1755 nt
Organism: Hemisphaericaspora subhashii
Lineage: Eukaryota; Fungi; Ascomycota; Pichiomycetes; Serinales; Debaryomycetaceae
Exons: 2
Coding region: 1-1755 (584 amino acids)
Source: RefSeq, a predicted model, not a curated record